UCUCGAGAGCGGUGAAGAAACGGCUGCACACUGGAGAGCUCAAACAGAAAGCUCCAAUGGAUAAAAAUGGCCGCUCCCUCUCUGAACAUCUCUUCUUCUCCCCAGGCCAAACCCUAGAUAAUCUUUGAUCAUUCGGUGUUCAGCUCGCCUCAAUGCCGAUCACUUCAUUCUCCGUCCUCCGCCACCGUGCCGCCGCCUCUCUGCUCCAGCUCCGCCACUUCUCCGGCCCUCUCUGUGCCGCCAGGCACCAGAAUCCUAGCAGAAUCUCCAGGAAGCACCAGCAGCAGCAGCCGAGCAAGAACUUGCUCAGAGCGAAGCAGCUGAUCGUCAAGGAGUACUCCUCCCUAGCGCCGAUCCUCUCUCCCGACGAUGCCCCCUCCCUCUCGGAAUCCCAGGCGAUCGGCAUGGUGGCCGCAGCUCAGGCCAACUUCAUGCGCGUGAUCGUGCAGUCAUUUCCGCCCGAAGCAACUCCUUCUGGAAGCUCCGGGAACAGUGCGUAUGGUUCUGGAGUCGGAGUAGAGCUGCUGUGCGUGGUGAAGGCGGUGCUGAAGAAGAUUAAGCGGAGGGUUCUGGUUGGGGACAGAGUGGUGGUAGGGAGCAUUGAUUGGGUAGACCGCAGGGGUUGGAUCGAGAAUGUGUUUCAGCGGAAGACGGAGAUUGUCGACCCUCCCGUGGCCAAUGUGGACCACUUGCUCGUGCUUUUCUCGAUGGAGCAGCCCAAGCUGGAGCCAUUUUUGCUCACCAGGUUCUUAGUGGAGGCCGAAUCGACUGGGAUACCGCUUACUCUUGCUUUGAAUAAAGCAGAGCUGGCAGAUGAAGAGGCAUUGGUUACAUGGAAGUCGAGGUUGCGAAGUUGGGGCUAUGAGCCAAUCUUCUGCAGUGUGGAAUCUAAACUUGGGCUGGACACCCUUGCUUUUAGUCUGAGAGAUCAAACAACUGUUAUUGUCGGUCCAAGUGGAGUUGGAAAAUCGAGUCUGAUUAAUGCUUUGAGAAGCGAUUACCACCCCCGUGAUGUAGCAGCUGAGGAUAAUUGGUUUGAGCCUAUUUUAGGUAGCAAAUGGUUUGAAGAUCAAAGGGUAGGGGAAGUGUCGGCAAGAAGCGGCAGAGGAAAGCACACUACUCGCAAUGUUUCUUUACUACCAGUAGCUGGAGGGGGCUAUCUUGCAGACACUCCCGGGUUUAACCAGCCUAGCCUAUUAAAAGUUACUAAGCAAUCUCUUGCAGAAGCUUUCCCUGAGUUCAGAAGGGUUCUCAAAGCCAGCGACUCAGCUAACUGCGCAUUCAGUAACUGCUUGCAUGUCGGCGAACCUGGGUGUGUGCUGGAUGGGAAUAUGUUUGAAAGAUAUCCUUACUACUUCCAGCUACUUGAUGAAAUCAAAAUCAGAGAAGAAUUUCAGUUUAGGACAUUUGGAACCAAAAGAGAGGGCGAUGUCAGGUACAAGGUAGGUGACAUGGGCGUCCAACAGGCCGAACCACGGUUGGAGCCGAAGAAGCACAGAAGGAAGUCGCGUAAGACGAUCAACCAAUCGAUAAUGGACGAGUUGGACGAGCUGGAUGAUGACGAAAACUUGCUGGACGAGGAGAGUGAUCCCGUACUGCGGGCACUAAGAAACGAAACCCAGUAACCCGUGCCUAGCCUUUAUAGUUUAAGUUACCUGAUGACGCGGCGAAUUGUAAAUAUCCUCUCACGGGAUCUGCUUGAAGGUUCUUUCCCGGAUCUUUCUGUGCAAAUUGGAGCGCACUUUUCAAAAUCUAAUCGGAAGCAAAUCAGAUCUGUGAUCUCGACUUGAACUCGAAUGCGAUGGUCAAGCUUUUGUGUGAG
Punica granatum (pomegranate) is the source of this 1822-nucleotide messenger RNA. Lineage: Eukaryota; Viridiplantae; Streptophyta; Magnoliopsida; Myrtales; Lythraceae. The record is from RefSeq and is a predicted model, not a curated record.